AUGCACCUUCGGCCAAAUACCAAGCCCGGCCCCAAAACCAACGAGGCUACGCAAGGCGUCCCGCCAAAGCCACCCCAUUGGCCCAAUCCCCACGCACCUAGCUACCUGCCCAUCCUAAAUUUUGACAACCACCAAACCUCAAGCCUCGUCUCCUUACCUCUCGCGAAACCUCCAAAACACAGCACCAUGUUCUGCACAAGGUGCAUCCGCACCGCUGCCACAAGGCAAAGACUACCUCUCAUCCGCCAAUUCUCCGCCUCCGCACAAAUACGCUCCGCAGAGCCGAAGCUCUCCACGCCACUCGCCGACGCAGGUGCUCCAGCCAAAGAAUCAUCCAUACCACGAUCCAUCUGCCCCGAGGGUACAGUCCUCACAGGACUCAACUACAACAAAGGAGGACAGGACCCCGUCGCCAAAAAGGACGAAGAAUACCCAGAAUGGCUUUGGUCAUGUCUCGACGUGAUGAAGACGGCCGAUGCAGCUGAUGAGAACGCCGGAGAUGAAUUCUCCAAAUCCAAGAAGCAGCGAAAGUUGGCAGCUAAGCGCCAGAAGGCCCUGGAGGCGAAGCUUCUCGCCGAAGGAAACCUGGCCGCGUUGGUUCCCAAAGUUCCUAUUCAGCACCAGUCGAUCAAUCUGCCGGGUGAAGAGGGUGGAAGUGUUUUUGAUAAUGUCGCGGCGGCUGAGAAGAGAGAAGAGCUGCGGAAGGCUAUGCGCAAGGAGAGAAAGGCCAAGAUUAAGGAGGCAAAUUACUUGAAGUCCAUGUAA
Molecule: messenger RNA, 765 nt
Organism: Pochonia chlamydosporia 170
Lineage: Eukaryota; Fungi; Ascomycota; Sordariomycetes; Hypocreales; Clavicipitaceae
Product: ribosomal protein L37
Exons: 2
Coding region: 1-765 (254 amino acids)
Cellular component (GO): mitochondrial large ribosomal subunit
Molecular function (GO): structural constituent of ribosome
Source: RefSeq, a predicted model, not a curated record